UAUUCCCCAAGCGGGUGAUAACAAGAGAUGUACAGGUGCAAGAAACACCCUACCCUACUAUACACUAGUAGGUAACUACACAACACAGAAUAUAUUCAUCUAACAAUAGUCAGAACUCAGAAGUACCUAGAGGAUACAACUUCAUUAUACUCGGAAUAUAUUCAUCUAACAAAGAAGCACUCAGUUAUUUAUUGUUUUCUUCUCGUUGUGCACUACUUAGAGGCACCCAAGAGCAACAUUUGCAAUAAGAAUUUCAGUGUUACCCUACAUCUCCAUGGUCAAGCAAAUCUAAUAGUUUGUCAUCAUAUCUUAUUCAAUGUUAUUAUAAAAUAAACCACAAUAGAUGCUCCGGCACACCAAGUCACCCAACAACAAUGCACCACAAUCAAACAUGAAAGCUUUUACGAUUCUUAAAGGCCCAUAGGUGGAAUCAAUUUGGUAGAUGCCACACAAAAUAUAGAAGACUUUGUCUGACUGCUUUCCAUUCGCAGAAAAAAUUUCAUAUGAACAGAAAAGUAGGCAAUUCACAUGUAAUAUUCUACCAUGGUGGUUUGAGCAAUAUCUUUGCCUCCAGGCUUCAGCAUUAAAAAAAAUAUAUGCUUUCUAUAAAUACCCCAGCAUUAUUGUGAACAAUGGAUCACUGAAACAAUUAGCUCCUGGCAUCCUGUGGCAAGGCUAGUGAAGACUUCGGAGCAUAAUAAUGGUUCCAAGCAUACGCGUGAUACUUGGAAUUAUAGGAUGUGCAGUCUGUAUGCUUCUCUAUUCAGCACCAAUAUUGACUUUUAAAAGAGUAAUAAAGGAGGCUAGUGUAGGCGAAUUCUCAUGCAUACCAUAUAUCCUGACUCUGUUCAGCUGCCUCACAUAUAGCUGGUACGGUUUUCCAGUUGUUAGUUCUGGGUGGAAGAACUUGACAGUUUUCCUCAUCAGCUCAAUAGGAGUACUCUUUGAAAUAUCAUUCAUCAGCAUAUACCUAUGGUUUGCACCAAGAGAAAAAAAGAAGCUUGUUAUCCUAAUUGUAUCACUGGUUCUGGCAAUCUUCGGCAUGACCGUAUUAAUCUCAAGCUUUACAAUCCACACCCACCACAUCCGCAACAUAUUUGUUGGAAGUAUUGGUGUGUUGUCUGCCAUGCUGAUGUACAGCUCUCCCCUUGUUGCUGUGAAACAAGUUGUAAGGACGAGAAGUGUUGAGUUCAUGCCUUUCUACUUGUCAUUAUUUUCCUUCUUAACCAGUUUAAUCUGGAUGGUAUAUGGACUCCUAGGGAGGGAUCCCUAUAUCACGUCGCCAAACUGUGUUGGGUGUGCAACAGGCAUCCUUCAAUUGGUUGUCUAUUGUAUUUACAGAAGCAAGGAUAGACCCAAAACACAAAACAAUAUGGAAAAUGAUAUGGAAGUGGCAAUCAGUUGUAAAGAUGCAACAGGACAUAAGCUUUAACAUGGAACAACUAAAUUAUCCUAAGAAACCAUUCAGAGAAGCCAGGAGGUCAGGACAUCCCAUGGUCACUCAUAAGCUGAAUGCAAAUAUGUCAACAAUAAAUCUAGAAGUUGGAACAAAAACUGGAGUCCAUCCAUGUAACUACUGCAAGACAGACAUUGACAAAACAGUUCCAGAGCAUUUCAAAAGCUAGCAAUCAUUGUCUGCCCUUGAGAGUUGAGACAUGUCAUAAGUUCAAAGUUGAUGAUUGACUGACUCCUUGUCUCAAGACUUUUUGUGUCUAUUAAAAUGAGUUGAUCAAAACAAUGUAAUAUCUAUGGCCAGAUUUCUGUCAAAACUCAAGAAAAUAUAGUCUUCAAGUUAA
Setaria italica (foxtail millet) is the source of this 1796-nucleotide messenger RNA. RefSeq names its product bidirectional sugar transporter SWEET3a. Gene Ontology annotation, biological process: carbohydrate transport. The coding region runs from base 701 to 1432 and encodes 243 amino acids. The record is from RefSeq and is a predicted model, not a curated record. Gene Ontology annotation, molecular function: sugar transmembrane transporter activity. NCBI's taxonomy places the organism in Eukaryota, Viridiplantae, Streptophyta, Magnoliopsida, Poales, Poaceae. Gene Ontology annotation, cellular component: membrane. The transcript is spliced from 7 exons.